Molecule: messenger RNA, 855 nt
Organism: Cornus florida
Lineage: Eukaryota; Viridiplantae; Streptophyta; Magnoliopsida; Cornales; Cornaceae
Exons: 2
Coding region: 1-855 (284 amino acids)
Source: RefSeq, a predicted model, not a curated record
AUGCAUGAUCAAGCAAUUCAGUUUGUGAAACAAGUUUGUGUCGAAGCUGCAAAAUUAGAUUUUCCAAAAGCUAACGGGAUAAUUGGACCAUCGAUACUUGUCGCAACGACUUUUGGUAUUUCUGAAGUUGUGGAAGAGAUUCCAACUGUAUUUCCAGAAGCAAUUUAUGUUAAAAACGAGAUGAACCAGAACGUGUUCCAUGUUGCAAUUGCAAACCGUCACAAAAACGUAUUCAACCUUAUUUAUCAAUUUCAUGAUGAAUUUAUUGGACAAAUUAAUUUGUCAUCACAAGAUUUAACUGGAAAUAGCGGAUUAGAUUUGGUAUCAUGUUUGAACAGUGAACAAGAACUCAAUCUUAGAGGUGAUGCAGCUGGUGCAACCCUACAGUUGCAACCUCUUGUUGUUACGAUAGUUUUUGCAGCUGACAUUACCGUACCUGGUGGAAGUAAUGAUAACAAUGGCCUUCCAAAACUUUCUAAAGAUAAAGCCUUCCCAAUAUUUAUUAUAUCUGAUGCACUUGCUCUUUAUUCAUCUACUUCUUCUCUGUUAAUAUUCUCGUCUAUCCUCACUUCACGCAAUGUAGAGGUUGAUUUUCUCCACGCCUUGCCGAAGAGAUUAAUUGACGGUCUCAUAACCCUAUUUUCGUCCAUAAUAUCUACGAUGAUAGCUUUUGGUGCCACACUGUACCUUGAAUUUGGACAUAACAAAGCAUGGAUUCUUGUUCCUGUGAUUGUAUUUUCUUGUAUACCUGUGACCUUGUUCAUGUCAUCACAAUUUCCUCUGCUUUUGGAUAUGAUUGAGUCCAGCUAUGGCCACAGCGUUUUUGGCCAAAAAAGUGAUCGUAUCCUGUACUAA